Messenger RNA from Chelonoidis abingdonii (Abingdon island giant tortoise), 3053 nucleotides. NCBI's taxonomy places the organism in Eukaryota, Metazoa, Chordata, Testudines, Testudinidae. The record is from RefSeq and is a predicted model, not a curated record.
CAGAGCUGAGACAGGAGAAGCCAGUUGCUGACUUUGCUGAAGCACUGCACUACUUCGGGCGGGGGGGAGGGGGGGAAAAGGCGUUAGAGGGGCUGACACUACAGUGCCAGGGGGAAUCCCCCAAAGUGGCUUCUUCGGUUCUGCUCUUUUUUCAGCAUGUGGCUCAGAGACGCUGUUACUGGGAGGGUUUAAUGGUGCCCCGGUGGGUUCAGUUCUGCCAGGAGGGGCCUGGCCUUGGUGCUAAUAAUCUAAGUGGGUUUCUUGCCAGCGUGGCGGAGUCCGGCAUGUCUGUCUGCAGGGAGAGAGCCUGGGUGGAAUCAGGGUGUGACAUGGACUGAAGCCCCUUCUGUAACCUCCCCCAUGGCCCCUCUCGCCCCGACAGGCUGAGGAAUCACAUCCAGAUUUAACUCCAGAUCCUCCCGUCGUGCAGGAGGCGGGGAAGGGAAAUGGCUGUGAUGGAGCCAGCUCAGAUGCCGGUGACCUUCGAGGAGGUGGCCGUGUAUUUCACCCAAGCGCAGGGAGCUCUGCUGGACCCCACUCAGAGAGCCCUCUACAGGGAUGUCAUGCUGGAGAACUACGAGACGGUGACCUCUCUGGGAUUUCCCAUUCCCAAACCUGACCUGAUCGCACAGCUGGAACGAGGGGAAGAGCCGUGGGUGCCCGAUCUCCAGGCCGGCGAGGAAACAGCGGUCCUGAGAUGCACCUGCGCAGCAGGUGCUGAGAGAGUCGGUGAGAAAGAGGAGAAUCAUCAUGAGGAAGCUCCUGAGGAAGUGGAACCAGAGUGCACAUUUAUGAGAAGAGCUGAAGGGAAUUUUUCCCAGUGCUGGGAAGAGGGAGAAGCCUGGGGAAAUUGGCACAGGUUAGAGAGGCUGAUGGGAAACCACUCAGGGAAGAGAGUGGAUGAAUCUAUUAACUGUGGGGGCGGAGACAAGGAUCCCACAGCCCAGUGGACAAAUCCCAAGGAAGAGAAACCCUACCACUGCCUGCAGUGUGGGAAAGGAUUCACUGUGAGAUCACAGCUUGUUACAAAUCAGACAAUCCAUGUGGAAGAGAACCCCCUUCAAUGCUUGGUCCCUGGGAAAAUCUUCAGUAUCUGCUCAGAUGUUAAUAACCAUGGGAAAAGCCACAUAGGAGAGAAAUCCUAUCAAUGCCUCGAGGGUGGGAACUGUUUGAAUUCAGCACUAAUUACACAUCAGAUAAACCACACAGGAGAGAGACCCCAAAAGUGCUUGAGCUGUAGGAAAAGUUUAGGAAAAACAUCAGCCCUUGUUAAACAUCAGGCAUUCCACACAGGAGAGAGAACUCAUAAGUGCUUAGACUGUGGGAAAAGUUUCAGAAACACAUCAGACCUUGUUAGACAUCAGGCAAUCCACACAGGAGAGAGACCCCAUAAGUGCUUAGACUGUGGAAAGAGUUUCACACAGCGAUCAUAUCUUUUAACACAUCAGAGGAUCCACACAGGAGAGAGACCCCAUAAGUGCUUAGACUGUGGGAAAAACUUCAUAUGGAGGUCAGAGCUUGUUAAACAUCAGAGAAUCCACACAGGAGAGCGACCCCAUAAGUGCUCAGAGUGUGGGAAAAGUUACACACGGCGUUCAGACCUUGUUAGGCAUCAGGCAAUCCACGUAGGAGAGAAACCCCAUAAGUGCUUAGACUGUGGAAAAAGCUUCAUACGGAGGUCAGAACUUGUUAAUCAUCAGGCAAUCCACACAGGAGACAGACCCCACAAGUGCUUGGACUGUGGGAAAAGUUACAUAUGUAGGUCAGAUCUUCUUAGACAUCACGCAGUCCACACAGGAGAGAGACCCCAUAAGUGCUUAGAGUGUGGAAAGAGUUUCACACAGCGAUCAUAUCUUAUAACACAUCAGAGGAUCCACACAAGAGAGAGUCCCCAUAAGUGCUUAGACUGUGGGAAAUGUUUCAUACAGAGGCCAGACUUUAUUAAACAUCAGGCAAGCCACACAGGAGAGAGACCCCAUAGGUGUGUGGACUGUGGAAAAAGUUUCAUACGGAGAUCAGACCUUGUUAGACAUCAGGCUAUCCACAUAGGAGAGAGACCCCACAAGUGUUUAGUCUGUGGAAAAGGAUUCUUGCGUAGGUCACACCUUCUUAGACAUCAGAAAAUCCACAUGGACAAGAGACCCGACAAGUGCUUAGACUGUGGGAAAUGUUUCAUACAGAGAUCAAACCUUGUUAGACAUCAGUCAAUCCGCACAGGGGAGAGACCCCACAAGUGGUUGGACUGUGGGGAAAUUUCACGCAGAGAUCACACCUCAUAAACAGGAGAGAAUCCACACAAGAUCUAAACUUCUCUGACACAGAGACAGAAAGUGUUAAGGAAAUUGCAUAUCAUUGACCUAGAUGAAAUCUUUAGAGACAUGUUAGAAAAGUGUGUCCUCCUCAGAUGAACUAGAGCUUCGAGAGGUAACCGUGUAUUGUUAAAGACAUGGAAGAAGAUGGUAACUGUAGUAGUCUCUGUUUAGCUGUAUCUUGUUAGAGGUUAACAAUGGAAAUAAACGGUUCCUGUCUAGUGCUCUAUUCUGUGAAUUCAGAGAUCAAAAGGGAAUAUUAACAUUUAGAUAAAACUUGGUUGUAAUAAUGUCAUUGUUUGUCUCCUGAAAGUUUGUGGUAAACUGUCUUGAACUGCUUUAUGGAGAAUCACCUCGUGUUAAUCCAUGUAAUUAUUUACUAGCGAUGUUUAGGAAAUAGAAGGUUACUUCAAAAGCCUGUAGUUCAGCCAAUAACUGUGUGCUAACGAGACGCUGGAAAAAUGAUCUUUUCUUCCCUGAUCUGCCGAAGCGUUAUUCGGGGUGCGAGUGUGAGUCGGAAGACAGAGAUCUCCAGUCCCUUGUGGACCACCCUGACAUUGAAAUUGGACAUUGGACUAGAACUUGAUGAAAUGAUUAUGUAAAGGACUCUUUGCACUUCUAAAGCAUCAGCUCUACAGUGAAACUGACCAAAGGACUGGCUGUAUCUCUGAAUGUAUAAUGAUUGUUUAAGCAGCACACUCUCUCUUUUCUUCUUUUAAUAAAUCUUAGUUGAGUUAAUAAGAA